CAUUGCUUUUAUUUAAGUUUUAUCGGUUGUUAUUUUUGCGGUAGACUGUCAUUCUCGUGUUCGUUUUUUUAUUCCUUGUCUUUUGUAUGGUUUAAGGGGGGUAAUGAUUUUAUUUUACAAGAAGUCUCGAUGAGGGGUUCAAUAGACUUCAACAGAGCAGAGCUGUAAACGACGUAAAAUAGCUCGACAUAGUAGCAAAGGAAAGCAUUGUGAACAGAACGAAACUGUCAUUUGGAAUAGGAACUCACAAUUCAAUAAAGUAAGAGAUUGUUAGUGCGAUACGAGUGUUAAAUAAAGUGAGAACGUAGUGGAGACGGCGGCUCCAAAACGGCACGCAAUGCUGGUAAAGUGGAAGUGAUCACAUGAAAAAUUGCUGAGCCAAGCAGCAGCUAAAACAACAGCAACAGCAUAAUUUGGACGUCAAAUUCAUUUUGAAGCAGCAGCAGCAGCAGCAAUUUGCAACUGUAAACAAAUCAGCAACAACAGUAUCAAUAUCACCAAAAGCCAAUUGAUCAUACAUAUAUCAUUACCAGUAAUUCAUGAAAUCAAUGUUAACAUAAUUUCCCAGCGCGACAUUUCAAGUCACAUUUUCUUGUUUCAAAAUAUAUAACGCUACACAUGAAAAGUGUAUAUUUAAACGUGUACAACUAACGCUUUCAUUUAUAUUGGCGAAAUGGUAUCCACGCGUCAAAUGGCCACAAGUGGUGGCAGCAGCGGCAUACUCAAUCAAAAUUCUGCCACUUCAGAUUCCGCCCGACUCAACACAAUGUCCACACAAACCCAACGUGGUAUGAUAGCAGGAGCAGCACCAAACAUUGGUAAUAGUGUGUAUACAAUUACUACACGUCAAUGUGGUCAUCAGCAGAACAUACAACAAAACCAACAACAACAGUUGGUUAAAACGAAUGACACAGCCACCAGCUCUGCCACAAAUGAACAAACAGUUACAGUGCAGUUACUUGAUAUGCCCAUCGAAGUUUUAGCCAAAAUAUUUGCCUAUACAGGCUAUCGCAAAGUUGGCCAAAUGAGAGUAGUUUCACGCCGUAUGAACGACGUUUGUAUGGACGUUUUGAAUUCCACAUUUUCACGUCUUAUUACGCAAACAUAUAAUCGCUUUCAUGCCAUUAAAGCGAAUAUGCCGCGUCGUGAAUCUGCGCGUCGCAAUCAUCCAUUGGCAUGUGAAUGUGAUAUAAUUGAGACAUGUUAUAUGCGUUUGUCGCUGUUGCAAAUGACUUUUGGUAAACAUAUCGAACGUGGCCACUGUUGUUUCUUUCCAGGAGCCAUUUUAGAUGAAGUAUACAAUAUUUUAACAUACAUAAGGAAUACACCGCGCCUGGAGCGUCCUUAUCGGGUUACCGAUGAACUUUUUGAUCUCUCUACAAUGGCCAUGGAAUACUUCAGGGAUCGUAUUGAACAAACUUUGCCCGAUAUAGCUUACUUUAAUAAGGACUUUUUUAAAUUGCCCACCACCACAAAAAGACCUGCUUUAGUUGCAUCUGUCGAUCAUGCGGAUAGCGCCUCAACGUCACCACCACAAAGCAACAUGGUACUACGUAAGGGUAUACGUAAAAUCAAGCAGGGCAUGAAAAUAUACAACAACCAGUUGUCCGUAUUGCGAAAUGAGCUGCGCACUUGCAAACGUAAAUCGUCCGAACAGGGCAAACAAAUUGCCGAACAACAAAAAUUAUUGGCCGAACAGCAGAAACAAACAUUGGAGUACGCCAAUCGCUUGGACGAGAAUGAUAAGAAAAACGAAGAGAUGGCACGUAAAUUUUCCACUUUAUUGCAGGAACUCAAUAAGUGUAAAACCGAACUGCAAUAUUGGCGCUCCAAGAGUCCAGCCAUACCGAUUUGCACAGCAUGUGGUCAAAAGUUGGCACCGCUUAUGCCGCCGCCCGAAGAUUUUCAAGCAUUGAUCAAUCAAGGCGUUAAACCGGAGGAUAUAAUACUCAAUUUAAGCGAUGACACCGAUAUUGAGCGUGAUGCACACAGUGACGCCGUGACAGCAAUACCAACACCCCAAUCGUCACAAUCGCCAACAGUAUUUGCAUUUCCGGAUAGAGAGACCACCGCCAAAUUGUUGGCUGUUAGCAGCACGGUGACAAAGAAUCAGCUGAAACGCCAACAUUACAGUGCUAGUGCCACGUCCAACAAUUCGUUGCCUACAUUAUGCAAUGAUGGGCAUAGCGCAUUCAAUGUUUACGCUAGCGUCGGUCGCAAUAGUGGUAAUAAUAACGCCAAUUGUUGCAGCUGUCAGCUGAGUGCAACGAGUGACAAUCAGUCAGCGGGCGCACAUACGAAUGCAACAACAACAACAAGCAAUGGUAAUGGAAAUUUCAAAGAUUUUUGCAAUGCCACCGAUCAUGCCGCCGGUGAUUGCCGCAUGCAUGGCGUUGUUACGCAGUCGCUGCCAAGCGAAAUGACAAAUCGCCUGAAUUAUGUGUGUGGCAGCAAUAUAAUACGUACGACGGCAACCAAUGCUUGCGCCAGCAGCAAUUGGUGUGGUCUGCAACAAACAACUAAUCCGACCACAACAAAUUCUAAAACGUUUUCCGAUGCAGUUACAAGUGCUGUUGAUGUGACUGUUGAGCCGACCACUUGUAGUGGCAGCAAUGAGAAGGAUGCUAAUAGCAUAAAAUUGCCACAAGCAUUGUGUGGUGGUGGUGGUGGACGUACACAUAGGAGCGUCAUCGUUAGUCCGGCCAUGUUGUUAGCCACCAAGGGUGGUGGUGGUGGUAGCAGCUGCAAUGGUGUGUACACGGCGGCAGCCAAAGAAGACAGCAGCGUUGAAAUGAAUGUUGAAAAUGGCACGCCAACACUAUCCGCGGCCAUAGAGAGCCAUGGUGGUGGUAGCGCUGUGUCUGAGGAGCUGUCGGUGGAGCAUGUCGUCAGCUUGCAAGCCAUCACCUCACACGAUACAAAAAAAGCACGUAGAGUACAAAAAGCCACGAGAUGUUUAAAUGGUAGUGGCAAACGCAGUAAAUAAUAAUCAUAUUAAUUAUAAUAUUUUAAAUGUAACACUUUUACUGUAGUGUUUUCCUUUUACUAUUCGAAUACAUACAUACAAAAUAAGCGAGAAGGUAGAAAGCGAAAAACUAGCAGUGGAAAAGUGAAAAAUUAGAUUGCUACCGUAACCGAAAUGGAAAACAAACAAAAAACAUAUUAUAAUUGUAAGAAGGAAUGGCUGUACCGGCAGUAACGGCAAUAGUGCGCAGUUGGCUUUGUGGUUUUCUAUUUAACAAACUGUAACACUCACCCACACAUCCACAUAUAUAUUUGCUUAUAAUUUAAAUCAUUUAAUGCAGUUAUACGUGUAUAAGUACAUACAUACAUACAUACUUAUAUGUAUUCAGUUGGAAAUGAUAAAUUCUAACUUCGUAGGCAACGUGAUAAUUUUUUUUUAAUGCUAAUUUUCCAUUGUAAAUUUUUACUGAAAAUUAUUAACUCAAAACACAACUAAUAAUACAGUCUUCAAAAACGUCUCAACGUCUCAACUAUAGUUGACGGCACUUUCACACAAACACAAACACAUUUUGUAAAGUACACUUAUUAAUAAAUAUAAUAUUAAUUAUUAUAUAACAACAACAACACACAAAAUGUUACAAACGUUUGAAAGAAGCGCAGCGGUAUAAUAUGCAAAGACAUAGGAGACAUUGUAUGUAGACUCUUAAAGCAAAAACUAUGUGUUUAAAAAUCAAACUAUACAUAUACCCCCAAAAUACAAUAAACAUAAAAUUGGAAUUGGUUAAAAAACAAUAGCCAGCAAAUAGUAAGGACAACACAAACAUUACAAAUUGUAUGUUGUUCGCAAAUACUUUUUUCUCAUUAAAAUAAUAUUUAGCGGAAAGAAAGAGAGAAAGAAAAAAACGCCAACUACUCAUAUUUUUGAUUUUAUUUUGCCUAAACAAACCUACAAAAAAAAAACAAACCAAGUAAAGCAAAGCAAAGAAAACAAAAAGAA
Messenger RNA from Zeugodacus cucurbitae (melon fly), 3961 nucleotides. RefSeq names its product F-box only protein 28 (gene dmpd). Lineage: Eukaryota; Metazoa; Arthropoda; Insecta; Diptera; Tephritidae. Gene Ontology annotation, molecular function: transcription coactivator activity; protein binding. Gene Ontology annotation, cellular component: nucleus. The transcript is spliced from 7 exons. The coding region runs from base 674 to 2986 and encodes 770 amino acids. Gene Ontology annotation, biological process: positive regulation of DNA-templated transcription. The record is from RefSeq and is a predicted model, not a curated record.